AUGGAUCGACUUAAUCGCAUGCUGCAGGCUGCCCAGGGUAUGGGAAUGGGGAGUGCAGCUCCCGGUGGCGAUACCCCCAACCUGAUCGAUAACUCUGAGACUGUUCACAUCUCCUCGUUAGCUCUUCUAAAGAUGUUGCGACAUGGUCGGGCCGGUGUGCCCAUGGAAGUCAUGGGUCUGAUGCUGGGAGAGUUUGUGGAUGAAUAUACAGUCAGAGUUACCGAUGUCUUUGCGAUGCCUCAGAGUGGUACCGGUGUCAGUGUCGAGGCUGUGGACCCCGUCUUCCAGACUAAGAUGAUGGACAUGCUUCGACAAACGGGACGACCAGAGACCGUUGUUGGCUGGUAUCACUCUCACCCUGGUUUCGGCUGCUGGCUCUCGUCCGUCGAUAUCAACACCCAGCAGUCGUUCGAGCAGCUGACACCCCGUGCCGUCGCCGUCGUUGUCGAUCCCAUCCAGUCCGUCAAGGGUAAGGUCGUUAUCGAUGCUUUCCGUCUCAUCCAACCCCAGACCGUCGUCAUGGGCCAGGAGCCCCGGCAAACGACUUCGAACUUGGGUCACCUGAACAAGCCCUCGAUCCAGGCUCUCAUCCACGGAUUGAACAGACACUAUUACAGCAUCGCCAUCGCCUACCGCAAGACCGGACUAGAGGAGAACAUGUUGAUGAACCUGCACAAGCACGUUUGGACCGAGGCCCUGCAGAUGAAGGAUUUCCACGAGGAGGGCCAGCACAACGUUGACCGAAUGAAGCAGCUCGUUCACCUCGCUGAAGGCUACGAGAAGCGGGUUAAGGAAGAGACGGAGCUCAGCAAGGAUCAACUCAAGACGAGAUACGUCGGAAAGGUCGACCCGAAGAAACACAUCGAAGACGUCAGCCAGGAAUUGAUCGAGGACAACAUCGUCGCCGUUUCGCGGCAGAUGAUUGACAAGGAUGCCUCGGUAGCCCGCCAAUCGAAUGGAAAGGACUCCCAAAAUGGCACUGGCAUGGAGGUGGACGAGGAUCUAUAA
This is a messenger RNA of Aspergillus affinis, 1008 nucleotides long. RefSeq names its product proteasome regulatory particle lid subunit RPN11. The transcript is spliced from 4 exons. Gene Ontology annotation, molecular function: proteasome binding; metallopeptidase activity; protein binding. Lineage: Eukaryota; Fungi; Ascomycota; Eurotiomycetes; Eurotiales; Aspergillaceae. Gene Ontology annotation, cellular component: proteasome regulatory particle, lid subcomplex. The record is from RefSeq and is a predicted model, not a curated record. The coding region runs from base 1 to 1008 and encodes 335 amino acids. Gene Ontology annotation, biological process: proteasome-mediated ubiquitin-dependent protein catabolic process; protein deubiquitination.